This is a messenger RNA of Nicotiana attenuata, 1994 nucleotides long. RefSeq lists its product as uncharacterized. Lineage: Eukaryota; Viridiplantae; Streptophyta; Magnoliopsida; Solanales; Solanaceae. The transcript has 3 exons. Bases 94 to 1908 code for a protein of 604 amino acids. The record is from RefSeq and is a predicted model, not a curated record.
CUUGCUUACUAAGGAAACUAUCUUUCUUCUCAUUGUAUAAAUUAAUAAAUAGCAUUAUAUAUUUUUCUGUCUUGAACAAAGUCUUAUAUUUGAAUGGUGGUGAAGAUGGUGAAAAUUAAAAAGUUUCAUGUGAAAAUUAGGACGUUGAAGCUAGAAUUAGGAGUUGAUGAUAAUAUUGAAGCAUUUGAUGGGGUGAAGAUGAUGGCAAUUAAGAUGAAAUGGAAAGGUGAACCAAAGUUUGGAUUAGUUCCAUUUCAUUAUAAGCAAAAGAAAGAUGUUACAAGUCGGAGAAUAUUGAAGAAAUUAGGGCAAGCUAAUAAUUCCAUUGAAUGGAAUAAUGAUGGAGAUGAGUUUGAGAAUGUUUGUUGUUUUACAGAGGUUUCUGGUUGUUAUCAAAGUCUAAAGUAUUCGCCUUGGGAUGUCUCAUUUAAUGUUUUAUACUCAAAUAAUUUGGAGGCAAAAAUGGUGUUGAUUGGAAAAAUGGUGGUUAAUGUAGCAGAAAUGGCUUCAAAAAUGGUGUCUGAAAUUGAAGAGAAACUUCCCAUUACUUUGAAUAUUGGUAAACUUUCUAUAUCAGCCACUCUCCAUGUCAAAGUAAAAUUUGCUGAGAUAAGAGAUGUUCAAGACACGGCGGGUUGUGCCCGUGACUCAAGUCAGCUGCAAAGUUUAGCUAAGAGUAAAAGUCUAUGUGACAGAAAAGGACACAAAGAGAACCAGCUGAGUCAAGAAGAUGACUCGGACGAGUCAUCCACAUUUGAAGCAGUGGAACCGAAGGCGAUUGAGUCGGGAUCGAUACCGAGUUUAGAAACUCAGCCUGACUCAGUUAACAAAGUUGGGUGGUUCUCUUGGAAGAGAAGGCGAUUGAGUCUGAGACCAACGAGGAGUAAAGCAGAACCGUCGAUUAAAAAGAGUCGUAGCUUUAGUGUUGUGUCACGAUUCAGCCAACAGAAUGUGGGGAAGCCUGAACCUUCUACUGAAUCAAAGGACAAAAAUGAAGGCAGCAGCAAGAAAUCUGCUUGGGAAGUGAAAGAGCUACAGAGUAGGGAUGGACAAACAAGGCUCAAAACCAAUGUCUUCUUUGCAUCUUUCGACCAGUGUAGCGACAAGGCUGCUGGUGAGAGCGCCUGCACAGCACUAGUCGCUGUCAUCUCCCAUUGGCUGCAGUCGAAUAGAGAUGCAAUGCCCACGAGGUCUGAAUUCGAUAAUCUCAUACUACAGGGUUCUUCAGAAUGGAGAAAGCUAUGUCAAAACGAUACUUACAUCAAUGAUUUCCCAAACAAGCACUUUGAUUUAGAGACUAUUUUGCGUGCUGGUAUUCGACCUAUAGCCAUAUCGCAUGAUCAAUCCUUCGUUGGAUUCUUCAGCCCUGAGAAGUUUGAAUCAUUGCAAGGAGUAAUGUCAUUUGAUCAAAUAUGGGACAAGAUUAGUAGCAUUGCAGAAGACACUGCAUUUGAACCUAGAGUAUAUAUUAUAAGUUGGAACGAUCAUUUCUUCGUGUUGAAGGUGGAAGCUAGCGCUUAUUACAUUAUUGAUACAUUGGGAGAAAGGCUAUUUGAGGGUUGCAACAAAGCAUACGUUUUAAAGUUUGACGAUAGUACAAUGAUGUAUGAGAAGGUUAACGCGGAGGAGAAGUCACAGAAAAAUGGUACUAAGGCUAAGGAAGCUGGCAAGGAGGAGAUGAUAUGCAAUGGGAAAGAAUGCUGCAGAGAAUUCAUCAAGAGAUUUCUCGCGGCUAUCCCUCUGAAGGAACUCGAGGAACAAGAGGAAAAGGAGACAGUUUCUUAUUUCUCUCUACAUCAUCGGUUGCAGAUAGAGUUCAAUUCGAGUUACUUGCUGUCUUCUUCUUCGUCGUCUUUGACAUCAUCCCCUUUCUCUUCUUCUGCUACUUCUACACCUUCCUAUUUGUAAGAUGUACAUUGAAUUUGCCAGGUGUGUAUCAGAGUACUGCUAAUGUGAAUGCAUUGUCAUAUAUCAAGCACAAUUAGAUUACCUGA